GACAUUGACGUGGACGAGCUGGUGAGGCAGUCAACCCAACAGCAGCAGCACAGCGGCACACCAGACAAGGACAAUGCGCAGCAAGGGAAUAUUCCACCGGACAGGCAGCAGCAGCAUCAGGGUGUUGCACCGGAAAGCCAGCGGCAGAAUCGUAACAGCUACGGGCAUGCAGCAACUAACUGGAACACUCCUCCGCCUCUCCCUCCACUGCUGCAGCAACCAUGCUCCCAUGGCAUGCCUCUGGUGCAGUGCCCCUCGCUACAAGCACACAUACAGGAGCGCAAGAACGAGCUGCUAGACGUGUCCAACGACCUGCUGGACAACGCGGGGGACAUGAGCCCCCGGCGGGCAGAAGAGCUCCGACUGCGCAGAAAGUCGCUACAGCAAGAGAUACAAAUCCUGCAGCAGCACUCACAGCAAGGCGCAACCACCUCCCCUCACCUCUCCUCCCCAUCACCUGCCAUGCACACAUCAUCACCACCCUCCACCCAUCCGUACCGACCUGCCACCCCGUCCUUCACCACGCCUGGCUCUCGUCCCACGCCUUCCACCACUGCCUGGAGCACACCUCCCAGAAGCACCUGGUCGUCGCCUCCUCCUUCCUCCCGCCCCCCUCCUCCCUCCUCCGCUCUGGGUACUGGGCAAGCAGCAGUCAUGGGGGCAGCAGCGGGCGUGGGAACAGCAGCAGGCAUGCAUGUGGCAGGUGCAAUAACCAGAGGGUAUGCAGCUGUGAACGGGGCGACGAAUGGAGGAGGAUACGGAGCAGUGAAUGGGGGAGGGUAUGGGGGAGCAGGGUAUGCAGGAGGAGGAGGAGGAGGAGUAGGAGGGGGGUUCACAUCCCCUCCAGGGGGAGGGGGAGGGGGAGGGGGAGGGGGAGGGGGAGGGGGAGGGGGAGGGGGAGGGGGAGGGGGAGGGGGAGGGGGUGAGAAUGGCGGGGCGGCGAGGAGAGGGGAGGUGGUGCCGGUGUGUCUGUCAGAGGUGCGGUUCAGUGAAGGGUCGGCGGAUCGGCAGUGGGCUCGCAAGGACUACGCAUGGACGCGAGAGCUGGAGGUGAGAGGCGUUGUGGUAGAGAACAACUGGAAGCUCUUUGGCAACCGGUCGUUCCGGGCGAAUCAGAGGGAGGUGAUGAAUGCCACUAUGAGCGGCAGAGACGUGUUCGUGCUCAUGCCCACGGGCGGGGGGAAGAGCCUCACUUACCAGCUCCCUGCAGUGUGCUCGCCAGGAGUCACGCUGGUGGUGUCGCCACUCAUCUCUCUCAUCUGCGACCAGAUCAUGCACCUCGAACAGUACAAUAUCCCUGCGGCGUGUCUGAGCGCCAGCCAGGAGUGGCCGGAGCAGCAGCGCAUUCUACAGGAGCUCUGCUCUCCGUGCUGCCAGAUCAAGCUGCUCUACGUCACCCCGGAGAAGAUCGCCAGGAGCGACAACCUGUUUCGGCAUCUGGAGGGGUUGUACCGGCAGGAUCUGCUGGUGCGCAUGGUGGUGGAUGAGGCACACUGUGUGAGCCAGUGGGGGCACGACUUCCGCCCUGAUUACCAGGGCCUUGGUGUGCUGAAGAGCAAGUUCCCCUCAGUGCCACUCAUGGCACUCACAGCCACGGCCACCCAUGCAGUGCAGGCUGACGUGGUCAGUGCGCUGUGCCUCAAGCAGUGUGCCGUCUUCAAACAGACCUUCAACCGCCCCAACCUCAGGUACGAGGUGAGGGCGAAGGGGCGGCGGUGCAUGGACGAUAUUGACUCGUUCAUCCGCAGCAGCGGGUUCUUCCGUGAGUCAGGCAUCGUGUACUGCCUGUCACGCAACGACUGCGAGAAGACCGCCGAGCAGCUCACUAAGCUGGGUCACAGAGCGGGGUUCUACCAUGCCAACAUACCAGCAGGCGAGCGGGCAGACGUGCAGAGGAGGUGGAGCAAGGACGAAAUCAAUGUCAUCUGUGCCACUGUCGCCUUCGGCAUGGGCAUCAACAAGCCUGAUGUUCGUUUCGUCAUCCAUCACUCCCUCCCUAAGAGCAUCGAGGGCUACCACCAGGAGUCGGGGCGAGCAGGGAGGGACAACCUGCCUGCCACCUGCGUUCUCAUGUACAGCUAUGGUGAUUAUGCGCGAGUUAAGCAUAUGCUGCUGCAGGGGGCAGCGGAGGCGGCAGGUGGUAGGGGCGGAGGGGCGGGGGGGAGAGGGGGCAUGGGGCCACAGCAGCAGCUGGAAACGAACCUGGACAACCUUCACCGCAUGGUGAGUCAGAUGCAUCGCAUGGUGAGUCAGAUGCAUCGCAUGGUGAGUCAGAUGCACCGCAUGGUGAGUCAGAUACGCAUGGUGAGUCAGAUGCACCGCAUGGUGAGUCAGAUGCACCGCAUGGUGAGUCAGAUGCAUCGCAUGGUGAGUCAGAUGCACCGCAUGGUGAGUCAGAUGCAUCGCAUGGUGAGUCAGAUGCAUCGCAUGGUGAGUCAGAUGCACUGCAUGGUGAGUCAGAUGCAUCGCAUGGUGAGUCAGAUGCACCGCAUGGUGAGUCAGAUGCAUCGCAUGGUGAGUCAGAUGCACCGCAUGGUGAGUCAGAUGCACCGCAUGGUGAGUCAGAUGCAUCGCAUGGUGAGUCAGAUGCAUCGCAUGGUGAGUCAGAUGCACCGCAUGGUGAGUCAGAUACGCAUGGUGAGUCAGAUGCACCGCAUGGUGAGUCAGAUGCACCGCAUGGUGAGUCAGAUGCAUCGCAUGGUGAGUCAGAUGCACCGCAUGGUGAGUCAGAUGCACCGCAUGGUGAGUCAGAUACGCAUGGUGAGUCAGAUGCACCGCAUGGUGAGUCAGAUGCACCGCAUGGUGAGUCAGAUGCAUCGCAUGGUGAGUCAGAUGCACCGCAUGGUGAGUCAGAUGCAUCGCAUGGUGAGUCAGAUGCAUCGCAUGGUGAGUCAGAUGCACUGCAUGGUGAGUCAGAUGCAUCGCAUGGUGAGUCAGAUGCACCGCAUGGUGAGUCAGAUGCAUCGCAUGGUGAGUCAGAUGCACCGCAUGGUGAGUCAGAUGCACCGCAUGGUGAGUCAGAUGCAUCGCAUGGUGAGUCAGAUGCAUCGCAUGGUGAGUCAGAUGCACCGCAUGGUGAGUCAGAUACGCAUGGUGAGUCAGAUGCACCGCAUGGUGAGUCAGAUGCACCGCAUGGUGAGUCAGAUGCAUCGCAUGGUGAGUCAGAUGCACCGCAUGGUGAGUCAGAUGCAUCGCAUGGUGAGUCAGAUGCAUCGCAUGGUGAGUCAGAUGCACUGCAUGGUGAGUCAGAUGCAUCGCAUGGUGAGUCAGAUGCACCGCAUGGUGAGUCAGAUGCAUCGCAUGGUGAGUCAGAUGCAUCGCAUGGUGAGUCAGAUGCACCGCAUGGUGAGUCAGAUACGCAUGGUGAGUCAGAUGCACCGCAUGGUGAGUCAGAUGCACCGCAUGGUGAGUCAGAUGCAUCGCAUGGUGAGUCAGAUGCACCGCAUGGUGAGUCAGAUGCAUCGCAUGGUGAGUCAGAUGCAUCGCAUGGUGAGUCAGAUGCACUGCAUGGUGAGUCAGAUGCAUCGCAUGGUGAGUCAGAUGCACCGCAUGGUGAGUCAGAUGCAUCGCAUGGUGAGUCAGAUGCACCGCAUGGUGAGUCAGAUGCACCGCAUGGUGAGUCAGAUGCAUCGCAUGGUGAGUCAGAUGCAUCGCAUGGUGAGUCAGAUGCACCGCAUGGUGAGUCAGAUACGCAUGGUGAGUCAGAUGCACCGCAUGGUGAGUCAGAUGCACCGCAUGGUGAGUCAGAUGCAUCGCAUGGUGAGUCAGAUGCACCGCAUGGUGAGUCAGAUGCACCGCAUGGUGAGUCAGAUACGCAUGGUGAGUCAGAUGCACCGCAUGGUGAGUCAGAUGCACCGCAUGGUGAGUCAGAUGCAUCGCAUGGUGAGUCAGAUGCACCGCAUGGUGAGUCAGAUGCAUCGCAUGGUGAGUCAGAUGCAUCGCAUGGUGAGUCAGAUGCACUGCAUGGUGAGUCAGAUGCAUCGCAUGGUGAGUCAGAUGCACCGCAUGGUGAGUCAGAUGCAUCGCAUGGUGAGUCAGAUGCACCGCAUGGUGAGUCAGAUGCACCGCAUGGUGAGUCAGAUGCAUCGCAUGGUGAGUCAGAUGCAUCGCAUGGUGAGUCAGAUGCACCGCAUGGUGAGUCAGAUACGCAUGGUGAGUCAGAUGCACCGCAUGGUGAGUCAGAUGCACCGCAUGGUGAGUCAGAUGCAUCGCAUGGUGAGUCAGAUGCACCGCAUGGUGAGUCAGAUGCAUUGCAUGGUGAGUCAGAUGCAUCGCAUGGUGAGUCAGAUGCACUGCAUGGUGAGUCAGAUGCAUCGCAUGGUGAGUCAGAUGCACCGCAUGGUGAGUCAGAUGCAUCGCAUGGUGAGUCAGAUGCACCGCAUGGUGAGUCAGAUGCACCGCAUGGUGAGUCAGAUGCAUCGCAUGGUGAGUCAGAUGCAUCGCAUGGUGAGUCAGAUGCACCGCAUGGUGAGUCAGAUACGCAUGGUGAGUCAGAUGCACCGCAUGGUGAGUCAGAUGCACCGCAUGGUGAGUCAGAUGCAUCGCAUGGUGAGUCAGAUGCACCGCAUGGUGAGUCAGAUGCAUCGCAUGGUGAGUCAGAUGCAUCGCAUGGUGAGUCAGAUGCACUGCAUGGUGAGUCAGAUGCAUCGCAUGGUGAGUCAGAUGCACCGCAUGGUGAGUCAGAUGCAUCGCAUGGUGAGUCAGAUGCAUCGCAUGGUGAGUCAGAUGCACCGCAUGGUGAGUCAGAUACGCAUGGUGAGUCAGAUGCACCGCAUGGUGAGUCAGAUGCACCGCAUGGUGAGUCAGAUGCAUCGCAUGGUGAGUCAGAUGCACCGCAUGGUGAGUCAGAUGCAUCGCAUGGUGAGUCAGAUGCAUCGCAUGGUGAGUCAGAUGCACUGCAUGGUGAGUCAGAUGCAUCGCAUGGUGAGUCAGAUGCACCGCAUGGUGAGUCAGAUGCAUCGCAUGGUGAGUCAGAUGCACCGCAUGGUGAGUCAGAUGCACCGCAUGGUGAGUCAGAUGCAUCGCAUGGUGAGUCAGAUGCAUCGCAUGGUGAGUCAGAUGCACCGCAUGGUGAGUCAGAUACGCAUGGUGAGUCAGAUGCACCGCAUGGUGAGUCAGAUGCACCGCAUGGUGAGUCAGAUGCAUCGCAUGGUGAGUCAGAUGCACCGCAUGGUGAGUCAGAUGCACCGCAUGGUGAGUCAGAUACGCAUGGUGAGUCAGAUGCACCGCAUGGUGAGUCAGAUGCACCGCAUGGUGAGUCAGAUGCAUCGCAUGGUGAGUCAGAUGCACCGCAUGGUGAGUCAGAUGCAUCGCAUGGUGAGUCAGAUGCAUCGCAUGGUGAGUCAGAUGCACUGCAUGGUGAGUCAGAUGCAUCGCAUGGUGAGUCAGAUGCACCGCAUGGUGAGUCAGAUGCAUCGCAUGGUGAGUCAGAUGCACCGCAUGGUGAGUCAGAUGCACCGCAUGGUGAGUCAGAUGCAUCGCAUGGUGAGUCAGAUGCAUCGCAUGGUGAGUCAGAUGCACCGCAUGGUGAGUCAGAUACGCAUGGUGAGUCAGAUGCACCGCAUGGUGAGUCAGAUGCACCGCAUGGUGAGUCAGAUGCAUCGCAUGGUGAGUCAGAUGCACCGCAUGGUGAGUCAGAUGCAUUGCAUGGUGAGUCAGAUGCAUCGCAUGGUGAGUCAGAUGCACUGCAUGGUGAGUCAGAUGCAUCGCAUGGUGAGUCAGAUGCACCGCAUGGUGAGUCAGAUGCAUCGCAUGGUGAGUCAGAUGCACCGCAUGGUGAGUCAGAUGCACCGCAUGGUGAGUCAGAUGCAUCGCAUGGUGAGUCAGAUGCAUCGCAUGGUGAGUCAGAUGCACUGCAUGGUGAGUCAGAUGCAUCGCAUGGUGAGUCAGAUGCACCGCAUGGUGAGUCAGAUGCACCGCAUGGUGAGUCAGAUGCAUCGCAUGGUGAGUCAGAUGCACCGCAUGGUGAGUCAGAUGCAUCGCAUGGUGAGUCAGAUGCACCGCAUGGUGAGUCAGAUGCAUCGCAUGGUGAGUCAGAUGCAUCGCAUGGUGGCAUACUGUGAGAACGAUCUGGACUGUCGGCGAAUGGUGGCAUACAGUGAGAACGAUCUGGACUGUCGGUGCACGGAGCAGCUCUCGCACUUCGGGGAGCGCUUUGAUCCCACCCACUGCCGCCGCUCGUGGGAUACUGCCUCUUGCGGCACGCGGUAUACAUACCCCUUUGCCACACACGCUCUUCCCCUCUUUUCCGCUCCUCCACACGUCCUCUCACUGCAGAUAUCCCUUAUCCGCGAGACGGGUGAGCUCCACACCCAGCAGUACAUCCUUGAUCUCCUGCGCGGCUCUGCCAGUGCCCAGGUGAAGCGCAACGGGCACGCAGCUUUGGCGCAGCGAAUGGCGGAGGAGAACAAGGCGGGCGGUGGGGAUGAGGAGGGCGGGGCAGCAGGGGGGUGGAGUAGGCGGGACAUGGAGCGCGUGGUGCGGCACAUGGUGUGUGUGGAGGUGGUGAGGGAAGACAUCAACAAGAGCGAGGCGUAUGGUUCCAUCUCCUCGCUGCUCCGGGUGAGUGUCUGUCCUGCACUGCCAGCCAAGCAUGUGCGUGGCUCUGCACUGCCAGCCAAGCAUGUGCGUGGCUCUGCACUGCCAGCCAAGCAUGUGCGUGGCUCUGCACUGCCAGCCAAGCAUGUGCGUGGCUCUGCACUGCCAGCCAAGCAUGUGCGUGGCUCUGCACUGCCAGCCAAGCAUGUGCGUGGCUCUGCACUGCCAGCCAAGCAUGUGCGUGGCUCUGCACUGCCAGCCAAGCAUGUGCGUGGCUCUGUGAACGACAGCAAGGCAGAGGCGCUGCUCUCAGGGAAGCUCCACCUCACUCUCAGCUUCCCCAUUCAGAAGCGACCUGACUCCGCACAGGCGUCAAUUGGUGCAGGCAGAACCACAUCACCUGUUGCUGCCACCGGCGCGGGCAAAGCCGCAGGCAGCAGGGGCAGAAGGCAAACCAGAACCAGUACUCGCAGCAGCAGGAAAGGCGCUACUGGUGCUGCUGCCAAUGGGGCUGAUGCUGGCAGCAUGGGAGGGGGAGGUGGCGUGGAGGCAGAUGCAUGGGCAGAUGAGAUUGAUAAUGGUGAUGAUGGUGGUGGUGAUGUGAGAUGGUCUGAUGGUGCCGGUAACAAGGGGUUCUCUUCUGCGGUUGGUGGGGGAGUGGAUCGAAGGGAAGGAACACAAGGAGCAGAGGGAGCAGGGGGAGCAGCGGGAGCAGGGAAGGGGUUUCAGCAGAUGGCUGCUGCGGCGGCUGCUGCUGUUGACUCUGCUGCGCCCUUCUCGCCGCCGAAACAGGCGGCCGCCGUGGUGCUGUCAGGGGCGGUGUACAAGGCACUGCAUGCAUUAAGGCAGACGCUGGUGCAGGAAUCGGGAAAAAACCUCGCGCCGUACCACAUCUUCGGCAACGCACAGCUGGUGCUCAUCAGUCAGCGCCUGCCCCGCACUCUCGACGCGUUGCAGGAGAUUCCUGGCAUUGGCAGAGUGAAGGUCAACAGGUAUGGCGCGCGUGUGCUGGAGACUAUAGAGAGGCUUAUUGUAGAACACAAUAAGGGGGACACCGGAGACACCAGCAACGACCGUAACAGCAAACCUCCUGGUGUAUCUCCUGACCAACUGAGUGACACCCGCGAUGCACCUGCCAACUCUGCUGCUGCUGCUUUCCCGCCUCCUGCUAAUAUGAAUUCCUCCGCGCCGAAGGAGUCGCGAAAGCCACAGUUUCUCUCCUCCGACUCGGCUACACUGAAAAGGAGCCUUUGGAGUGAAGAUUCUGGCAAUCCAGUGCCCCCUGGUCUAGAUGGCGAGGGGAAAAUGGCUGCUGGCGUUGGUGCUGUCGACGGGGGGUAUGCAGGAGGGCAUGUUAAAGUUGGUUUGUUGGGACGAAGUGCCAAGAGGGCUCGAGCGAGUGAUGAAAGCGGAGGUGAUUGUAUCGAGGUGGUUCAUGUAGAGGACGUUGGUGGUGUUGGGGAGGAAUGGCGAAGCGGACGAGAGGUGUUUGGGGAUGGUGAUGGGGGAAGUGGAGGCGGGAGGGCCAAGGGUGUUGUUGGAAAUGGAGUUGCAGUGAAUGGGGCGACGAUUGAGAUUGAUGAUAAGGCAGGAUCAGAUUCGUUGUUUUCAGAGUAUGUUUUUCGAAAACGAUGGAGCUGA
Closterium sp. Naga37s-1 is the source of this 8178-nucleotide messenger RNA. NCBI's taxonomy places the organism in Eukaryota, Viridiplantae, Streptophyta, Zygnematophyceae, Desmidiales, Closteriaceae. The record is from the annotation of a GenBank genome assembly.